AUGGCUGACAAUACUACGAACCGGAAUAAUAAAAAUCUUUCGAUACUUAUUAUUCUUACUUUACUUAUUUUUAUCUGGGUCCUAUCAAAUUUGACUGUAUUGUUCGGUGCAGUUAUAAUCGUUCUUAUUGAGAUAUUAAUAGGUUCUAAUUUUGAAACAACAGACAAUGUAAUAACUACUUCUUCAUCAUCACAAACACACACAAUAUUGCCAAGUAUGAACAAUAAUGAUGAUAAUUCGACCGCAACCACGGUGAAAGAAUCUGGAUGUGAACUAAUUUCGAACAAUCAAGAAGAAAUGAAUAAUGGACACGUUGAUGGACAAAAUGCUGUUCAGGAUACUUCAUCGAAUUUUGAUAGUCGAAUAUCUAAGAAAGCCAUGGAAAAACUUCAGAAAUCUCUUGUGGAAGACGAAACUGGUGCAGUAUCAUUUAGUGUAAACACUACUGUCGCUUGUCAAACUAACGAUCCUAUUUCAACGACAACAGUAACAACGUAUUCACCACCACCAUCAUCACAAUCACCGGUAACAGUUCUAUCAAUUAAACGAACACCUGUGUGCGUAACAGAAGCGCCCAUGAAAAUAGCAAUUUCGUAUUCAUCAGCUCAUCGAGAACGUGUUUAUAAAAUUACUGACAUGAUAAAGGAAAAUGUAAAAACACUUGAAUGCCCUCAUCCUGUUUUUAUCGAUCGAGAUUUUCAACAUGAAAUUUGUCGAUUCGACGGCCGAAAAUAUUUCAGUACCAUUUAUAAACAAGCACAUUUGGUUGUUGUCUUUUUAUCAUCUUCAUAUAUAGAAUCAUAUCACUGCAUGAUGGAAUGGCGAGAAAUAUUUGACAAAUUUACUCCGGCAGAAAUGAAUAAUGAUCCUCUACAAUUGCUUUUGGUCAAGGUUGGCGAUUAUGAUAUGGAGAAAUUAGAUCUUAAAAGAGGUGACUAUGUUCUGGAUGCUACACUACUAAAUGAUGACAAAGUUGCUGAUAUAAUCAAAGAACGAUCGAAUAUGGUAGAACAAAUAUUAGCACAAAAAUAA
Molecule: messenger RNA, 1032 nt
Organism: Adineta steineri
Lineage: Eukaryota; Metazoa; Rotifera; Eurotatoria; Adinetida; Adinetidae
Source: the annotation of a GenBank genome assembly